This is a messenger RNA of Spodoptera frugiperda (fall armyworm), 2586 nucleotides long. It is a transcript of the gene mmy, whose product is annotated as UDP-N-acetylhexosamine pyrophosphorylase-like protein 1. The record is from RefSeq and is a predicted model, not a curated record. The transcript has a single exon. Gene Ontology annotation, molecular function: UDP-N-acetylglucosamine diphosphorylase activity. NCBI's taxonomy places the organism in Eukaryota, Metazoa, Arthropoda, Insecta, Lepidoptera, Noctuidae. The coding region runs from base 269 to 1762 and encodes 497 amino acids. Gene Ontology annotation, biological process: UDP-N-acetylglucosamine biosynthetic process.
AUGCAAGCCCAUUAAAACCCAGCAAUGUAUUGUACAAUAAUAGAAACGAUUGCUAUUACAACAUCGAAUCGCUCGCAAAAAUGUAAAUACGAGAUUUGUAUACAAAAAUGUCCGUACAAAUGUCAAAUGGAGCCGACGUGUCUACAUUCUAGUUAGUUAAAAAGCUUGUGGUGGGAGAAUUGUGUGAAAAUAUUAUCUUGUUCGCAACCAUGAGUAGUAGCCAGUGUUCGCUUUCUAAUCGCCGUAGACAGUCGCCGCGAUAUCAAUAAUGUCUUACGAUAGCAUUUUCGAAAACCUAAACUCUCACGGGCAAGGCCAUUUAUUAAAAUACUGGCCAGAUCUUAGUGAAAAAGAGCGCGCACAACUAUUGAAUGAUUUAAAAAAAAUCGAUUUCGCCGAAGUUAAUGAAUUGUUUCGCCGCGCUAACGAUACGAGCAAAGUUAUUCAAGAAAAAGUUGAGGAUUUGAAACCUAUACCGGAUUCUCAUUACGAAGCAGUGCCGAAUUUGAGUAAUGAGAAGAUUCUGGAGUACGAAAACAUCGGUUUGAAAGAAAUUAGUGAUGGAAAAGUCGGUGUUUUGUUAUUGGCCGGUGGACAAGCGACCAGGCUUGGAUUCGGGCACCCUAAAGGUAUGUACGAUGUCGGCUUACCAUCAAGAAAAACUCUUUUCCAAAUCCAAGCGGAGAGGAUUGUCAGAGUGCAACAAAUGGCCGCUGAGAAGUACGGAAAGGAGGGAAAGAUUACCUGGUACAUCAUGACUUCGGAGCACACAAGGGGACCAACCGCUGACUACUUCAGAAGCCACAACUACUUCGGUCUGAACGAGGAAGAUAUUGUUUACUUUGAGCAGGGAACGCUCCCAUGCUUUGAUUUUGAAGGGAAAAUAUUUUUAGAUGAGAAAUACCAUGUUUCGUCAGCUCCAGAUGGUAACGGAGGACUGUACAGAGCUUUGAAAAAUCAGGGAGUGUUGGAUGAUAUUGCGAAGAGAGGUGUAGAGCAUCUUCACGCUCAUUCGGUUGACAAUAUCCUUAUUAAAGUUGCCGAUCCAGUGUUUAUUGGAUACUGUAAGAGCAAAAACGCUGAUUGUGCAGCUAAAGUCGUGCAGAAAUCCACACCGAGUGAAGCUGUAGGCGUUGUUUGCAGAGUAAACGGUCACUACAAGGUAGUAGAGUACUCAGAGCUUACCGAUGAAGCUGCAGAAAGCAGAACAGCCGACGGCAGACUCACAUUCUCCGCAGGAAACAUCUGCAACCACUAUUUCUCAUCAGAAUUCUUAACAAAAAUCUGCAAUUUCGAAUCGAAAUUGAAACUCCAUGUUGCCAAAAAGAAGAUUCCCUACGUAGACCACGAAGGAAUCCGUCAGAAGCCCACAGAACCUAAUGGAAUUAAGAUGGAGAAGUUCAUCUUUGACGUGUUCGAGUUUGCAGAGAACUUUAUCUGUUUAGAAGUAGCGAGAGACGUUGAAUUCUCCGCAUUAAAGAACAAUGAUGCUGCUAAGAAAGACUGCCCGUCAACCGCAAGGGAGGACCUCCUGAGGUUACACCGCAAAUAUGUCAGAGAAGCCGGUGGUAUUGUCGAAGACAACAUUGAUGUAGAGAUCUCACCGUUGCUAUCUUACGGUGGAGAAAAUCUGGCAGACUUGGUCAGCGGAGAAGUCUUCACAAUCAGUCCAUACCAUCUGAAGAGCAUGCAGGAGUCUGUGGCCAACGGAAACGGAGUUAACGGAUCCAAUGGAGCCAACGGAUCCAACGGUACGCAUUAACAGUGAAUGGUGCUAAUUAUGUGAAUAAAGACUUUGGUGGUUUAAAAAUGUAUAUUACGGUCAAAUUUCAGUUCUACAAGUGAUCACAAAGUGUAAAUUUUAAGUGUUUCAGUGGCAUUAUAUCUAUCUACUUAAUACUUAUUUUAAAGAAAUAUUUACAGAAAAUCUUAUACAUAUACAGUGAUAAAUAAUAUUGGUUGUUUUUAUAAAGUUUUAGUUUGUAUGUAUAAAAUGAUAUAGCCGGGGAUAGUGCAAAUCCGCGAAUCUACAAUAUCUAUUUACGAUCUAAUUUUACAAGGGCAGGUUAAAACUCUUUUAUUGUUUUUUUAAGGGCAAAUGGCCUCAUUUUCCGGAGCUUCGGACUACCUAGCGGGUUUUCAGGGUAUCCGGGUCGAAAAGGGGGAGAAGGAACGGGUUAGUUUUUAAUCAGUAAGAGUCUGACACUCCCUCUCGCCUCGCCCAAGGCGGGAGAAGACAUUGGAUGAUUUUCCCUCUUUAAAAAAUGGUAAUUUUUACAAAGAUAGUAAAAAUUUAUGUUUUCUUUGUAACAUUAGAGAUAUGAGAAUGGAUCUGGAAAUUGAAAUUUGGCUAUAUUUGUUAGAUACGCGGAAUAAUUCAAUGCUAGUUACGCGGAUUUGCACUAUCCCCGAUGAUAGGACGCAUGCCUAUGCCUGGCUCUUUUAAAAAAAGUAACUAUCUUCUUAUAGUUUAUUUAUUUGCAAAAAGAAAUUGUAUAUAACUAUAUUGUUUUUUAUAUUUUCUUUUUUUAAAAAAGGACUAAGUGAUGUUGAAAAUUUUAGUCAUUAAUUAAAUAAGAUUUUUUU